Messenger RNA from Salvia miltiorrhiza (redroot sage), 10978 nucleotides. RefSeq names its product dihydroorotase, mitochondrial-like. The coding region runs from base 8508 to 10196 and encodes 562 amino acids. The transcript has 6 exons. NCBI's taxonomy places the organism in Eukaryota, Viridiplantae, Streptophyta, Magnoliopsida, Lamiales, Lamiaceae. Gene Ontology annotation, cellular component: chloroplast; cytoplasm. The record is from RefSeq and is a predicted model, not a curated record. Gene Ontology annotation, molecular function: dihydroorotase activity. Gene Ontology annotation, biological process: 'de novo' pyrimidine nucleobase biosynthetic process; pyrimidine nucleotide biosynthetic process.
CUACGACUCUUCAUAAUCGAGGAUUGUAGCAUGUUUUGCCUACUAUUUAUAAUCACAAAACUUUUUUAACCGUGAAAUAAUGCUAAUUCACAUGAAUUAAGGAUAAAAUAGUACUUUAAGGGGGCGUUUACUGUACAUGACUGAAUGGUGGGAUUUAAAUUUAAUGUAUGGAAUAGGAAUCCAAACUCUUACAUCAUUGGUAUCUUGCAGAUUCUGUCCAUGGGCUGAGCUGCAACACUGACACACAUAUAAAAUUAAUUAAGCUUAAGUAAUUCCUCAUUUUAUGUAUAAAUUCAAGAUCAAAACUUUUGUUUUUUGGAUUUAUAGUAUUCUGCGCAAAAACAUUACAAAAUGGUUUGAAGCUUGAAUGUAAUAUUUCAGAUAAGCAGUAAGAAACACAAAACAAAAAUAAGCUCUCUCAGUCUCAUUCCAUUUUGUCGUUUCUUAAUUAUCUGAGCUAUCCAGUGGCUUUCUCUUCCUAUCUAUGAUUAAAAUUCUGCUGUGCUCAUUGAUGAAUGUUUCAGCUCUAUUUUGCUCCCAGGUAACAUCAGAUUUUCGUUUUCCACUUCAAAUUAUUGUUAACUUGUAUCAUAAAGCUUCUCUGAUGAAGAAAAUUGCAAAAAAGGGGGGGGGGGGGGGGGGGUAAGAAUCAUGCUGUAUAAGAGCUAAUGUUGUAAGCAAAUGACUAAUGCAUUGAAGAUAAUCAAAAAGUAAGUACAAGAGUUCAUGCUUUUCCUGUCAGUACUUUUUUCCUGCUUUGUAAUUUAGCCUCAAUUAUUUGUGUCAAAGGUUCAAAUUUCAUAAUGAUGUAGAAUGUAGUUGACUAAGCUAUUUGGGUGUGUAUUGUAUGAUCAUUAAUCGCGUUUAUCUCUCUUCAAUUAAUUUUACCGUUGGCAUUAUCUAGCUACAUACACGUGAAUUUCCAACUGCUUUGCUUUGCUUUGUUGUAUUCAUUUAUUGAGUUAGGCUCUCUUUUUGACCUCUGCUUGCAUUUUGAUGUUUCCCAUGUGACUAUUUUUGAGCCAUACAUGAUGUGUUUGCUGUAUUUUAUCAUUUUAUGCAAUAAACUUUAGGGGAAUCUGCUCAACUAUUCAUUCUCACUAUUAUAAAUCACGAUCUUGUGAUAUAAUUUCUUGCGGUCACUAUCCCAGCUUUGCAAUUAUAAUCUGUAGAUUUAGGAAAUGGGAUGCUUUGUAUCAACUCCAAAAGACACAGGCGAGAACAGGAGGCGGCCAGCAAACAUUGGGGAGGUUUUUGUGUUUGUUCCAUGCCUAUGGAUCCCUAAACCGGUCAAUUUUGCUCAGUCACUGGGAAAUAAUGUAACUAAAAGUUCCAUGGAACGCCUUUCAGCUCUUAGAAACAGAAUAGUAGUUAUGUUGGGGCAUGAUCUAUUACACGAACUAGAAGAACGGCCAGCCAGCACGGGACAUCCAUAUUACGCGAUCUUCGUAAGGCUCUUGCAGAAUAUCUGUCGGUCCUUUUGGGGUUGGUUAAAGUUGGCAGUCCGUUGCAACACAGUACAAUUUUCCUGGGUUAAUCAAGAGGAGGUCCAUUUGUACCUUUAAAUCAUACAAUCUUUUCUUUGAAUUUUGAAGAUUGAUCUUAUCUCAUUAUCAAUACAUAUAUAUUGUGCUUGGUAUGAAGUAUUAUCUGUUGUGCACUUUAUGGCGACGCUAUUGUUAUCACAAGCCAAUUUGUUGCUUCUUCCAAGAGAUGAAUUCCAGCCAAAGGUAUCAGAAGGUUAGUGCAUGAGCAAAAGCUUCCUAUUGUUAUCGCUGCAUCUUAGAUGAAGUUUGCAAGGGAUUUGGAAUGUGCUCUUGCUCUAUCUGUUGCAAGAGGUACAUCUUUAUGAAAUUGGCGAUUAGAUUAGAAAUUACUGCAAAGUGCAAAGUGAUGUUUAGCAGAUGAAUGAUAUUUCGAUAAUUGAAAUGACUACUCUUGGUUCUUUGAUAUAAUGUAUUGCACUUUCAUUUGUUUCCAUGGCUUUCUAAACUUGAUUGUUGAUGGAGUUUGACUACAUGAGAAAAUGAAUAUGGCUAUUUAAAAUAAAAGGGAGCUAAAUUCUCAAUUUAUAACGAUUUUCCCUGUCUAGUAUAUCUGUAUAUGUAUGUAAAGGAGCAUGCAAGGGAUGCGAGGCAGGCAGCUACAUUUCGUCAUCAGCAGGAGUCGAUCCAUGGUUGAGGUUAGCAAAUCAAUCUAUACUGCUCAUCUUUAGUUAGAUUGGAUGGUUCAGAUAUGUUCUUAUAGUCUAUGUUGCUCAGAGUCGGGUGUGGGUGUCGGACAUAGGUGCGGGGAUGUGUCCGACUCUUAAGCUUUCUAAAUUUAGGAUACGUGGACACGGCUAAAAAGGAUCCGAUAUUAGGACACUGGUGCGGGGAUACGCUUGAUAUAUAAAAAGAUAAUUCUUUAAUAGACAAUAGAAAAACAAUUUAUAAAUAAUAAUUUGCAAAAAGUACAUUAAAAUACAUCAAGCUACAAAAUAACUCUUUAAUUCUGGAUCAUCAAGUGAUAGUUCUUCCAACUUAGCUUUAUCUGCACUGCACCUGUAAAAUUCAAGAUCAAAUAUUAGAAAUUAACCUAAAUAAUACUCCCUCCAUCCCACAAGAGUGUGCCUUUAUUUUUAUUUUGGGACAUCUUAUAAGAGUUAACAUUUGCCAUUUUUGGACAUUAUCCCACCACUAACUCCUUAUUUCUUACUCUUAUUCUAUAAUAAAGUGAAUCACUUUUUCAACUUCCAAUACACUCAUCUACAAUUUUAUUAAAACUCGUGCUACCAAAAGUGAUGCACAUUUUUGUGGACGGAUGGAGUAAUAACAUAAAAUACCAACAAUUAAAUAUUAAAAAUUAUAUACCCAAAUCCCAGUAUUUUGUUUGUUGUUCUUUAUAAUCAUUUUCCUUUUGUGACAACAAUCGUGCACGAACACAUGAUCGUCGGCCCUACUUGGUGCCAAUUUGUUCAUUUUAAUAUUUUGAAUGUAAGAGUAUGUGCUCCAAUUUCGUUCACAACAUGACGAAGAGGUUGGUUGCACUAGUAACUUAAAAGUUAAAUUUUGCAAGAGGUGUCGAUGCACCAUGAUUUGCCCACCACGACACUGGUUCUUCAUGGAAUCAUGCAUCAAUCACAUGUGGCUCAUUGGAAUAGUCGAACCCAGUAGAAAAUGCCCCAAAUUCAGAAUAAACUUUUCGCAAAUCACUUGCAUUUGGAAAUAACUUUUUGAAAGACUUACUUCUAUUCAAUGAUACCUUGUUGCCCUCAUGAGGCGCAAUCCGUAGAAUUUCAUUAUUUCCACUUUGAGACCACAAUUCAUGGUAAUAUUUAGGAACCAAAUAAUGCGUCAUGCAAUGCAAUGACGUAUUGCUUUUAUUCCAUCUACUCUCCAACACUCGAUGGACGACAUCAAAAAUAAUCGAUGAAGUAGAAAUUACAUUAUUUUGUUCAUGUUCAAAAAUAUCCUUCUUCACAUUUUCAAUCAUUGUAUCCCAAAUAUUAUAUAUCAAAUGCAAGAUUGGAGUAUCCGUAUAAGCUUUUCUUAGCAUAUCAACAAUAUGCUCAGUAAAUUUCAAAAAAUAAUCCAAGUUAUGCCACCAAUUAUCAUUCAAAUGCAUUGUGUAACCUCUUGUGCUUUACCUUCAUUACUCCCUUCCCUAUAAAUUCUCCAAUCUGAAUCCAUAAUUAUUUUUUCUAAUGCACUCUUGACUUUCAUAAGUCUUUUAGUUAUAUGACAAUACUAGAUGCAAAUUUAGUUUUAGCCACCCUUAGUAAAACUUAGAUGAGAAUAGUUAUUAAAAAUAGCUAAUACCAUGCUAUGAUUAACAACAAAAUUUCAAAUAUUCUGGGCAUCACCAACCAAAUCAAAAAUCCAUAGGAAAUUUUGAAGAAUUAAGCAAAUCAGUCGAAAAAAUGUUUGAGAUAGAAGAGGAUUGAGAGCUGAUGGUAGUAUUUCGAAUAAUUGUGAUCAAGAGAUGAUUGGAUUUUCAGAGAUGAUCGAGACAGAAACAUUGAUAAAGUAGAAUGGGAUUAGAAGAAAAGAAUGAGUUUCAAUUUUUGUUUACGAGGAUAAAAUUUUAAGAUAAUUGCAAAAAUGACCCCAUUUUUUACUUUUGUUUUGAAAUGUGAGAAUUUAGUGCUCGUUUGGUUCAAGUAAAGGAAUGAAAAUGGAAUGGAAUCAAAUAAAGGAGUGGAAUGGUAACAAUAAUUAUUACUUUUAUUGAGUGUUAGUUUAACAAUGGAAAUGAAUCAUUAAUAAGGGAUUCCCUUUCAUUUGUUUCCCCUUUAUUUUGAGGGGUAACAAAUUGGGUGGGUUGAUUGGGUUACCCUCAAGUAAGGGUAAUGGUUAAGUCAUUACCCAAACCAAAUAACAAGUAAUGGAUUCAAUUAAUUGAAUUCAUUUUCAAUCUCUAAAGACACUCAACCAAACGUGGACUUAAUGUAAUGAUACUUUUUUUUUAUCAGAAAAAUAAAAUUUUAUAGCCAAACUUAGGUACCAGAGGUACCGAACAUUUACAAACAGGAGCUUUACAUAAUGAAAGCAACAAUAUUCGAAGAGAACCAAGAUUUGAAGCUAACAUCAAUGUCUACCACUCUAAAAGUCUUAUUCCAACUCCAAACUCUUGUCUUCACCUUACCAAUCAGUUUCUUGACGUCCCAAACUUUGCCUUCGAACCUACUAUCAUUGCGCCUCUACCAUAGGAGCCACAUAGUGCAAAUCCAGAUCGCCGUCAACAGUUGCUGGCUCUUUCUCCCUCGGCCUUGGUGAAUGAAAGAUUGCACAUGAGAUACGGUACAGUUCAGCUGCGCUGCAAACACUCCGAUCCAUCUUUGGAUUCCGUCCCAAACCAUCCCCACUUUUGGGCAAAGAAGAAAAGUGUGGUUAGCCGUUUCGAGAUUAUGGCAACACGCAUUGCAUGAGAACUCCUUAAUAGCCAGAUUAAUAUUCCUUUUGCACAAGUUAUCACAAGUUGGUAAUCUGUUCCUAAGAAUUCUCCAUGCCGUCACCUUUGCUUUCUGGAGGAGCAGGUGCGUCCCACACUUCGGCGAUCAGCUCUUUGUUGAGGGUCUUAUAAGCGAAUUUUGUUGAGAACUGACUGUCCUUUGCCGCACACCACGACCACCCGUCAACACUUCCUGCAUUUAACACAACACCAGAAAUAGUAGAUAAAAGCUCGUUAAUAGACUCAAUUUCCCACUCUCGGGGCUGCCGCUUCCACUUAAGCUCCCAGACCCAUCCACCGUCCUCCCAUCUACCAAAGUCACCAAUACAGGCCUCUUUGUUCACACUAAGGUGAAAUAAUCUGGGGAAAACUAAUUUAAGGGGUUGGAGCCUACCCACCGGUGUGCCCAAAAUUUCGUGCCAUUACCGUUCCCAACCUUACGACAGAUGUUGUCCCAAAACCACUUUCCCAGCUGACCUCCUCCUAGACAUAAAAUUUUAGACCACCACCCAGCCCUAGUUCUAUUGACCCCCGACAAGCACAGCCCCCCAUCCCCCCAUUCAGCCUCCCCGUAGAUAGAGUUAACAACUCUUACCCACAGCUUCCCUCCACCAUUAAGGUAACUCCAAACCCAUUUGGACACCAACGCCUCAUUGAACCACUCAACGUUCCUAAGACCUAGCCCCCCUUCUUUUUUUAUUAGAGCACAGAUCACUCCAUUUCACCCAAGAUAUUGAUCCAGAAUCCGCACGCCCACCCCAAAGAAAUUUGCAGAAUAAAGAGUCUAGAGAUCUCACAGUUGCUUUUGGAAUAAGAGAAUAGGAGAGUUGAUAGGUUGGAAUAGCCUGCAAUACCGCUUUCACCAAGGUGAUGCGACCUGCCAAGGAUAGUUUCCGUUUCUUCCAGCCGUCGAUCCUCUUUCUAACUUUUUCAACGAGAUAAUUCCACUCCACCACACUCCUAUCACUGCCACCAACUUUAACACCUAAGUACUUGAACGGAUAGUUCCCGACUUGGCUAUUCAGCUUCGCUGCCAUUCUCCCAAGCUUAGCUUCAUAAAUUUCGAAUCCCAACAGGCAGCUUUUAUUGAAAUUUAAAAUAUAUAAAUAUAACAAAGUUUGAUUUUGACACAAAUAUUACUAUUUCUUGUAGUGUUGGAAGUAAGGAUGACAAUGGGCCUGAUCUGGACCAGAUCCUGCUUGGUCCAAAUCCGGAUCCAUAAUUUUUCACUUAGAUUCGGAUUCGGUCCAGAUCCAUUGGAUCCAAAAAAUGGAAUCCAGGUCCAGAUCCAUAUCCGCAUGGUCUCGGGUCCAGACCCGAAUUCUUAUCUUUUUUUUUCAAAAAUAAAUUCUAAAUUGAUUAAACAUCAAAAUAAGAGUCAUAAUAAUUGUCUAAAGUUUCAUCAACGAUUCUAAAAUAUGAGUGGAUUGGAGAACAACUCAGCCAAAUGUACCAACCAUGAAUUAUAAUAUAGGAGUAUUUGUUUAUCUUUAUCACUAUACAUACUAUCACAGUAAAUGUCCAAGAUGGAAACGGCCUCAUAGAGAAUUAGUACUAAAGUUGCAAUAGAUGUGCUGGAAAGGAAGACCUUCAUGCUGCGCGGCUUUAGGACACGGUGGUCGGGGUUGCCGCGUCGUAGAGCUUCACACUGCGGCCUGCGGGCGACUAUGGGUUUCACCGACGGGAUACCGGGUCGGGGAGUGGGUCAGUCAGCGGUGAUGGUCUGCACUGGAAGUCUGGAAUCUGGAGGAAGCGACGACGUGGUGUGGCGGAAAAGGAAAUUUUAGUAGUUUAGGAAUGACAUUACACAUUGGGAUUUAGACCGGGGGUCAGAUCUAGACCGGCUCUGGGUUUUAAAUCUAUUACUCCAUAUCUGGAUCUGGAAAUUUAAAGAGAGGUCCAAAUCCGUCAGGUCCAAUUUUCACAAGGUCCAAAUUCGAAAAAAAAAAAAGGGUGUGGAUUCGCGGAUUUGGAUCGGGUCUCGGAUCCAUUACCAUCCCUAGUUGGAAGAAGAUGGAGAUAUUGUUGUUGUGGCAAAUAAGCAAUAAAAGUAUUUUUGCUAUUAACAUUUUAAAUUGGAGGUUAUAUGGAUAAAAUUAUACAUAUAUUAUUAUUUUUUAGGGCUGAUUGUCGUAAAAUCUACGAUUUUCACUAAAAUUGGCUAUUUCCCAUGAUUUAUAAAAUUGGAAUCAAAAUACAUGAACAUUCAAUUUUACUCCCUCUGUCCCAUUGAUCUUGUCUUGCUUUUUUUUGUGGGUUGUCCCAUUGAUCUUGUCAUGUUUCCUUAUUUGGUAAUGAUUUUACACUACAAAUAAUAUGGUCUCACUCCUUUACACAUUUUUACUACACUAAUUAUACCUUCCUUAAUAACCAUGCCCAAAAGAAAUGGGACACGCCUAAUGGAGGAGCCGCAACCUCUUUCUCUAGAAAUCUCUAUCCCUAUUUGCAGCACCGAAAGUCCCCAAACUCCCAAUCGUCAUAUCAUCAUCGAAUGUGCGGGUUAAGGAUAAAACGACAUUGUUUUAUCAUUAGACGGAGCCGUUUCUCUCCUAUAAUAAUAGAACGACGCCGUAUCCUAGUCAAUGUAAGUUUGCCAUGUAUUAUGCAUCUCAACAUUGUAUUUUGAUUCCAAUUUUAAGAGUCAUGUGAAAUAACCGAUUUUAGCAAAAGGUCGUUGAUUUUAUGGCAAUUAACCCUUAUUUUUAUUAUGAUUUUAAUUUGAUGAUUGUAGAAAGUAAAAUAGUUACUCCUUUUUUUUUAGUGAAAUCAAAGAGAUGUACGUUUUAUUGCACAUUUUGACUUUUUAAUUUUGGGUUAAUUUUGCCUAUGAAUUAACGAACUUUCGUUAUUUAAAAUUAACAAAUUUAUUCUCUAAUUAAAAAUUCAUUCUUAAUGUUUCUAGGGGGUAUAAUUAUCCCCAAAUUAAAGUUGUGCUGGACAUCGAAAUAAACGUGGCACAAUAGUCUGAAGAAUGAAACGACCAUAGUCUAAUACAAUAGUGUCAUACUGGCAAUUUCGAUGUCCAAGUGAUCUUUGAUUUGAAGAUAAUUGUUCUUUAGUGGGAACAAUAUUAAGAAGGGUUAAGGUACAGAUACCCCCCUGAACAUGACCCCCCUAGAACGUAUACCCCCCCCCCCCAAAUCCUCCAACUUGGUACAAAUUGCCCCCCAAAAUUGACGGAAAGUGUACAACUAACCCCACGGCAUAAACGGCCGUUAGACACCGUCCAGAUUUUUUUUUUAUUUAGUAUUACAUGCGGGGCCCACCAAGAAUGUUUACGCGGGUUUCUCUAACAACUGAUGCAUACGAAGAGUCUCCCACAUUCAAAACUCAAGAGUCGCCGAAGAUUUUCAAGACGACGAAGUUGGAAGCAGCGCGCGAUUUCUCAGGCAAUAAGUCUCCACCGGCGACCACAGAUUGCUACUUCCAAAAAACAGGUAAGUUUUGCUUAAACUCGAAUCGUGGGGGAUGGUUUUUGAUUGCAUGCAGUUAAUCCCUAAUCAAUGAAUGUUAAUAGAUUGAACUAGGAUUGAACUGUGGUGUUAAUACAAGAAUGUGUUGUUUCGUUGUGCAGAAUGGAAAAUCCUAUGGUCACCUUUGUGCUCAAUCUUUUUGGUGUUUGGUCUAAAGUUGAAAAUAGUGGUGAAAUCAAAUAUGAUUGUUACGAUUCCUCUGAAAUACAAGACAACUUAGGCAAUAUGACUUUUGAGCGAAUAAUGUCUGAGUUUGAGUCAUCUGAGUCUUGCUUCAUGUCUAAACCUAGGGCAGUUUAUGCGUAUGAUGAUGAUUACAGAUUAGAUAAAGGCCUAAUUCUCAUUAGGGAUCAAAGGCAUUGUGCGAAGGUGUUAGAUUAUCUAGAGAUAUUAGGCCAAGGUGAAAUUCAAUUUUUUGCUGACUUUGAAAAGAUUCCUAUGCCUAGUUUCACUCCAUUGAGCUUGUUUACAGAAGAAGAGCUCGAUACUCUAUAUGGGACUGGGCCAGAGGGUUUAAAACAGACAAAGGAUGGGGUAGAUCUUGGGGCAUCUGGUACUGAUACUACAGUAGGGGAUAGGGUUCUUGAUAGCUUAGUAAUUGACAAUGAGGGCAGGGAUAAUGAUAGAGAUGAGUGCAGAGAUGAGGGCAGGGAUAAUGACAGAGAUGAGAGGGUGAUUAGUGAUGAAGUAAGAGAUGAGGCAGUUGACAUGGAAGCAGAGGUGGAUGAGAGUGACAGUGAAAUAGAAGAGGGCAGGGAUAAUGACAUAGAUGAGGGUGUGAUUAGUGAUGAUGACUCUAGUGUUUACAGUGCUCAUUUAAGUGAGAGUGAGGUUGAUGAGCAAGAAGUAGAGCAAGUGAUGGCUACUGUAGAGGAUGGGGAGGAGGGUAGAUUUCAGUUGGGGCAGACCUUUGCUGGGGCAAAGGAAGCUAGAGAGGCCAUCAAUUCAUAUGGUGUGAAGUUUGGUUACAAAAUAAAAUUUGUAAAAAAUGAGAAAACUAGGGUAAGGGUCAUAUGUAUGAAUGAGAAAGAGUGUCCCUUUGUCAUGCAUGUGUCCAAGGAUGGUGAUGCUGAUGGUUUGGUGAUUAAGACUCUUAUUCUAGAGCAUACAUGUUGCAAACAGAGGGAGGUACCUAGUGCUACUCAGGGAUACUUGGCUAAGUAUUUCAAGCAAGCAGUUUAUAGGAACCCAAAAUACACCUCGAAGGACAUGCAAGGUCAUGUGAAAGACCAUCUGAAAUUGCAUGUUAGUUUGGCCAAAUGCAAGAGGGCAAAGAAGGAAAUCAUAUGCAAACUGGAGGGGAGCUACAAGGAAGAGUUCAGUAGGCUUUGUGGCUACAUUGAGAAGGUGAAUGAGUGUAUGCCAGGAAGUAGGUUAGAGCUCCAGUUAUCUACAGAGCAUUUGCAAGCUGGAAAGAGAGUUUUUAAAAGACUCUUUGUCAUGCUUGAGCCGUGUAGAUUGAACUGGUUGGGAGGUUGUAGAAAAUUGAUAUCAUUGGAUGGUUGCCAUUUGAAAGGAGUCACCUUUGGCUGUCUUUUAACAGCAGUUGGAAAGGAUGGCAACGAGGGAAUUGUUCCCAUUGCAUGGGCUGUGGUGAACAAGGAAAACAAAAAUAAUUGGAGAUGGUUCAUGAAUUGGUUGAAGCAAGGGCUGGAAUUAGGUGAGGGAGAUGAGGUGACAAUCAUGUCUGACAUGCAGAAGGGGCUGAUGGAAGCUGUCAAAGAAAUUACUCCACAAGCUGAGCAUCGAUGGUGUGCUCGCCAUAUUUAUGCAAACUGGAGCAAGAAGUGAAGGGGGGGAAGAGCUCAAGAAGAGAUUCUGGAUAGCUGUGUGGAGCUCUUACCAUGAAGAGUUCAAACUGAACCUUGCUAAAAUCAGUGCUAUCAACAAAAAAGCAGCAACUGAUCUCAUGCAGUAUCCUGCUGAAAACUGGUGCAGAGCCUUCCAAUCCCCCAGUUGAUCAAUGAAUCACAAGCUUCAACAUCAUCCAAGCCAACAAAGAAGAGUGGAAGAAAAAGGUCAAACUCAGGAGUAGGUUUGUAUGUGAAUGAGAAGACUGGAAAACAAGUUCUAUUUAGUGGAAGAUCCUCAUCUAUUAUCAUAGAUGAAGGGACCCCAAGAGGAACUGAUCCACAGACCAGAUUCCCUAUACCAAAUGAAUCUGAGAUAAGGAAAUAAAAGAGGCAGAGACAAUGCACUGAAGAACCUGGCCCAGCACAAGUGAAGAAGGAAAAAAUCAAGCCAUUCAAGCCACCCAGAGGGAAGAAGGCAGAUGAUAAGCAAGCACAGAUACUAAGGAGAUCACCUAGGGGGAAGAAUGUCAUCUCAACUCUUGGAUCCACCACUACGAGUUGACAUGAUAUACUUCUUUUGUUUUUGUGAUUGAACAAGGUGUUAUGAUUUCUGUUGGUACAAACUUGUGAAUUUGAAAACAAUUUCUGAUGUUUUUUGGGAGCCUCAAUUGUUAUGAACUUCAGUUAUGAAUUUGUAUGAAUUUACAUCUCAACUCUUGAAGGCAGUUAUGAAUUUGUAUGAAUUUCAGUUGUGAUUUACAUUCUAAGUUAUCUUUUACA